AUGGAGGAUUCUCGACCCGCGCUCACCGUGUCAGACACAACCUGCUGUCCUGAUUCAGCCGCAGCCAAUCAGAGGCCGGAAUACAGAGCCAACGCUUAUUGGGCGAGCUUGUCUGAAGAGGCGUGCCUGAGUUUAGUAACGCCUUCAAAGCCGGACUCAGGAACGCCUGCCGGGGAGAGUCACCGGGAGGCGUUAUGGACGUCGGACGGGCGCUCGGCGGAGAUGACAACGCGUCAAAGAACUCUUGUGCCGUUGCAGGAGGAAUUUGCAGAAUGGGAAAAGACAAACCGGCUUCUAAGGCGCCACGGCUGUGCCCCGGUGCGUGCGCUCAGAGCCCCGGAUGGGGGCAGCUUGUCGGGGGCGCUGCUGCUGGAUGCCGACGCAUCUCUGGCUGUGAGAAAUGCGAUCAAAUCACUGGUGCAGGACUCUGAGAGGAGGCAGAAUCUGAUCCACGAUCUCAUCCAAGCCAAUAACCAGCUGAAGGAAGAUGUCCGUCUGCAGCAGAGCCGAGCCGACCGCAGCGAGCAGAAAGCCGGCGACUUACGGAAGAUUCUGGAAAACGUGAAAUCUAAAAUCCGGGACCUCGAAGACGAUUUUCUCUCCAAAACGUGUAAACAGCAAACGCAGAUGAAAAGUCUACUGCAGGAGAAGCAGACGGUGCAGGAGCAGAACCGGAAGUGUCUGGAAAAGCUCCGGGAGCGGGAGGCAGAAAUCUCGGAGCUGAGGAGGCGCGUGGCGGGGGCCACGGAGGAGGAGCGGCGGGGGAGGGGGAAAGGACCCCCGACGGAGAACAAUGUGCCGGAUCUGCAGACGGAGCUCCCUGAAGGGUCCUUGGAUUUGGACGCCAGCCCUAAUUACAGAGCUCUCCUAAAGUCUUUUCAGGAACAAAUAAGAGAAGGAAAUCGGAGGCGAGAGGAGCUGGAGGGCGAGAAUUGGCGGAUCCGGAGCGAGCUGGAGAGGAGGCCGACGGUCGAGGAACUGAAACGUUACAAACGGCAAGCGAGGCGGCUGCAGAAAGCCCUCCGCAGCCUCGGCGAGACGGAACAGAAGCCGGGGGAGCCGGUAAUCACCGCGGUGCAGCAUUUGGAGCGGCUGCCGGUCGGCGAGUGCCGGAGAUACCUGCAGGCCGCGUGUUCCGAGCUCGACGUGCGGGAUUUGAAGGAUUUUGUGUCGGUCGUUUCAUCCGUGGCCGGAGAAGCGGAAAUCUGCGCCAGGCUGCGGAAGGCUCUGCACGGAGCUCUGCGGAAGCUGGGAGAGAAGCUGUUACCCCAUCGGCAGACGGAGGAGGGCGCCGAUGGCCCUGGCGUGGAAGAGCUGCUGCUGCUUGUGGACAGGAUGGUGGAGGAGGUGGAGAGCGGGACUCCGGACGGCUGCCACGUCUCGCCACGCAGACUGCAGGCGCAGCUCUCGCACUUUCGGCGGCUGUUUGACGUCUCGUCGCCGAGCGGCGUGGUCCCCACGAUGAACGCCGCGCACCGCCGGCUGGGGGAAGCCGACAACAUGAUGAGGAACCUACGCUGUCUCCUCGGGAUGGACGGUAACGCUUCCUGCAGCGCUCUCGUGACCGGUGUGGGGCGUUUGUGCCGCAACUUGGAGGAGCGAGAGGGUGAGAAGCUGCAGCGCGUUCUGGGGAUGCUCGAUAUAGACAGCAUCAUAAACAAGUUACAAGAACACGAGGAGUUCUUCCCGGCGUUUGAUGGGUUAAUAAAGGAACUUCUUGAUCUUUUAGAAAUCAGCCGUUUGGAAGAAAUCGUCCCCGCGGUGCGCAGGCUGAGGCGGUUGCCGCCGGUGACGACACGCGAAUAACUCGCACUUUUAUUCAGGUUUUAGGUUGAAAUAAAUUUCAAAAUUUCCCGUC
Messenger RNA from Spea bombifrons (plains spadefoot toad), 1858 nucleotides. It is a transcript of the gene CEP70, whose product is annotated as centrosomal protein 70. The record is from RefSeq and is a predicted model, not a curated record. NCBI's taxonomy places the organism in Eukaryota, Metazoa, Chordata, Amphibia, Anura, Pelobatidae. Gene Ontology annotation, cellular component: centrosome. Gene Ontology annotation, molecular function: gamma-tubulin binding. Gene Ontology annotation, biological process: cilium assembly; regulation of microtubule cytoskeleton organization. Bases 1 to 1806 code for a protein of 601 amino acids. The transcript has 18 exons.